This is a messenger RNA of Rhizopus microsporus ATCC 52813, 411 nucleotides long. RefSeq lists its product as uncharacterized. The record is from RefSeq and is a predicted model, not a curated record. NCBI's taxonomy places the organism in Eukaryota, Fungi, Mucoromycota, Mucoromycetes, Mucorales, Rhizopodaceae. The transcript has a single exon. Bases 1 to 411 code for a protein of 136 amino acids.
AUGCGUUUAUCCAACAACAAAACUCACACUAACAGGGCAAUAGUAUCAAACAGUCACGUAUCUAAUCAAUACUCUUUUCGAAUAAACAAUCUCUCCUGGAGGUUUUGGUCUGUUAAUCAACAAAAAAAGACAUAUGCUUCUAGUACAGUCAGUACAACCAGUACUUCUAGUAGUAAGUUUUAUAUGGAUGAUGAUGAUGAUGAAGAUGAUGAAGAUGAAGAAGUGAUGAAUAUACCCGAGGAGCCACUGUUUAAACCACAACAACAAGAAAAAGGAAAAACUAUCUCACUUUUAUCAAUUAUGCUUCAGCAAGAGAAAGAGUAUAAGGCUAUUGUAUUGCAUCGAUGUAAACGAUAUCAUCAUCACUUGAACGAAUUAUUUUCUGCUAGUCAUCAACAGGAAAGAAGUUGA